AGAGGACGGGGAUUUCCUGGCACUGGACCUCGGUGGCACCAACUUUCGUGUGCUGAGGGUGAAGGUGUCGGACAAUGGGCUGCAGAAGGUGGAGAUGGAGAACCAGAUCUACGCCAUCCCCGAGGAGCUGAUGCGGGGCAGUGGGGUGCAGCUUUUCGACCACAUCGCCGAGUGUUUGGCCAACUUCCUGGACAAGCUGAACAUCAAGGACAAGAAACUCCCCCUUGGGUUCACCUUCUCCUUCCCCUGCCACCAGACCAAGCUGGAUGAGAGCAUCCUCGUGACGUGGACAAAGGGGUUCAAGUGCAGCAGCGUGGAGGGCAAGGACGUGGUGUCGAUGCUGCGCAAGUCCAUCAAGAAAAGAGGGGACUUUGACAUCGACAUCGUGGCCGUGGUGAACGACACUGUGGGGACCAUGAUGACCUGUGGCUAUGACGACCACAACUGUGAAGUUGGCCUGAUCGUUGGCACGGGCAGCAACGCCUGCUACAUGGAGGAGAUGAGGAACGUGGAGCUGGUGGAAGGGGACGAGGGCAGGAUGUGUGUCAAUAUGGAGUGGGGGGCCUUUGGAGACAGCGGGUGCUUGGAUGACAUACGGACGGAGUUCGACUUGGCGGUGGAUGAGCUGUCCCUCAACCCCGGGAAGCAGAGGUUUGAGAAGAUGAUCAGUGGGAUGUACCUGGGGGAGAUCGUCCGCAACAUCCUGAUGGACUUCACCAAGCGAGGGCUGCUCUUCCGGGGACGGAUCUCGGAGAGGCUGAAGACCAGAGGGAUCUUUGAGACCAAGUUCCUGUCCCAGAUAGAGAGCGAUUGCCUGGCCCUGCUGCAGGUGCGCUCCAUCCUGCAGCACCUGGGGCUGGAGUCCACGUGCGACGACAGCAUCAUCGUGAAGGAGGUGUGCACGGUGGUGGCGCGGCGGGCGGCGCAGCUCUGCGGGGCCGGCAUGGCCGCCGUGGUCGACAAGAUCCGCGAGAACCGCGGCCUCGACUUCCUCAAGGUCACGGUGGGCGUGGACGGGACGCUCUACAAGCUGCACCCACACUUCUCCACCGUCAUGCACCAGACAGUGAAGGAGCUGUCCCCCAAGUGCGAAGUGACCUUCCUGCAGUCGGAGGACGGCAGCGGCAAAGGCGCCGCGCUCAUCACGGCCGUGGCCUGUCGCAUCCGCGAGGCCGGCCAGCGGUAGAGGGGAGGAGCUUUGCCCACGAGCUUGGUUUCAGCAGAACAGGACGUUUCCUCCCCCCACCCCCCGGUCCCCCAUCCCUCCCUCCCUCGGUGCACACACUCACACCAGCCCCGUCCCCUCCAAGCAGACUCGUAGCUUUACUUGCUCUCCGAGGCGCCGCGGUGGGACCGGAGGCGCCGUGGGCUCUGUACAAAGUGUUGUCGUAGGAGUUUCCUUGCAUGCCAUAAAACCACCUGUCGAGUAAAGCUCA
Empidonax traillii (willow flycatcher) is the source of this 1436-nucleotide messenger RNA. Its product is annotated as hexokinase-2-like. Bases 95 to 1186 code for a protein of 363 amino acids. Gene Ontology annotation, molecular function: mannokinase activity; D-glucose binding; ATP binding. Gene Ontology annotation, cellular component: cytosol; mitochondrion. The record is from RefSeq and is a predicted model, not a curated record. Lineage: Eukaryota; Metazoa; Chordata; Aves; Passeriformes; Tyrannidae. Gene Ontology annotation, biological process: glucose 6-phosphate metabolic process; intracellular glucose homeostasis; glycolytic process. The transcript has 8 exons.